AUGAGUGACGUAUUCGGAGCGCAGUAUUUAGUGCUCCCAACUGAGGCGGAGCAGAUCGUGGAACGCUUGGUAGGUCAAUCACUCGAGCAGAUUGGGCGAUCCACUCAAUGGCUCGAGCACCAUCAAGCCGUGGAAAAGUUAAACCUACAAGCGCAUCAGUCUGCGCAACGCAAGCAAGACAAUUUCGUAGUAGAGAGUUUGCUGACAUUCGACAAGCUCCCAACCGUAAUCAGCAAUUUGCUCUCGCUGGAGCUUUGGAAGGCGAACGUUUUGCCACUGCUUCGGUGUCAGGAUAAGGACGCUGCGUCCUUGAGAUUGUACUUCGUUAUCUAUCACGAAGCGGCCUUAACAAAUCUUCUUGAGGUCGCAUUCUUCCACGAGCACAUCGUAGAGAGUCUGACUGAUGAUCUCCUAGUCGAACUCGUCGACUACUGCGUGCGAAAGCUUUCGUGGCUGGUCGGUCUUCCUCGUGAACGUAUUGCAGAGGCUACGAGCUUCCACAAAACUGGACCAGAACUGGUGCAGAUGAUGAAAGCUCAAAGUCCUCGCGAAGAGCUACAACGCCAACGUAUGGAGAUUGAGUUUCGCGUUGCUGUCCAGACUGUCACUAUACUACGCUAUAUAGCCGAGAGACUGCAUGUGCUCCCAUUGAGUGUCGUAUCUCGUCUUUUGGACAAGCACGACGCUCUUCUCACACUCGUGGCGCUUGUUGAGAAUCCUCCGUGGACACACAAGACUGUUGUCAAGGCACAAACGAAGGACAGCGAGGACCAGAGACCAAGAACUGAAGUCAAAUGGAAGAAGUUUGUCGACCAGAAAUGGGUAAUUGUCGAGCCAAGUGAUCUCCUCGCACUCACGACAACCGAAGCACAAGUUUGGUUGGCUAUCUACUAUUUGCUAUGCACCAAGUCGGCUCGUGAACACUAUGAAGUGACGCAGUAUCGGAAAGAUCAGCUUUUACGCGUCCGCAAGUAUUUGAAUGAGCUACUGGUGGAUCAACUUCCUCUUCUCGCAGACGUUCAACGGUAUUUGGAUGAGCUAGCCAUUGUACAGGUGGGUAGUGCGUCUGUACUGGGCAAGAACGGUUUGGUCAUGGAGGCGGUGCCUUAUUUACGAGACAGUAUUUUGCGAACGUUCCGCUCAAGAUACCAGGAACUCGCGCGUGAAUUCGAUGAGCUCAGUGUGAACUUCUGUCGAGGUGAGGACCUCAAGGCGUUAGCCGAGUUGUACCAAAUGGAAGGAGUUGAAGAACUUCUUGAAGGUGGAAGUCCAGCAGCUAAAAAUGAAGACGAGAAGGCUGGAGACAACAAUGACAAUGAAAGUGAUUCGGUGAAUCCUAUGCCUACUCGCGUUAAACUGGAGUUCUUCAACUCAACGCACCAGAAGCCUAUUGCAGGCAAGAAAGCGUUGAUUGUGGAGCUGGAUAACAAUGAGGAACCGGCACAUAAUGAAGCUGACAUUGUGGAAUUCGAGUUUGCUGUAGAUCAGGAGAGCCGUAAGACCGUGGAAAGUAGAACACAGCGGUACUAUCGCUAUCGCUUGCGCAGGGGCGAGAAGACACAGAACGCAGGCCUUAUCCAGAGUCAUACUUCAGCGACAGCGCACGUAUCGUUUUCAGGUGCAGAGAAGUCUCGCGAACACGAGCUAAGACUAUCGUGUGAUGAUCUCCAGCUCCCUGAAAUGGUGCAGACCGAUUCAUCCUCUGGGCUGACAAAGCUAUGGAAGCAAAUCGGGUCGUUUGAAGAGUCGAGCCUUGUGGUCGUGCAGUGCCAGCUUAUUGCCGAGAUUCCCAAGGGAAACAACGUUGACGACUCCGUUUCGCGUGGAUAUCACCUUGGAGCACUUUACUUAGCUGUUUCAUACUAGCAUUAUCAAACAACUUUGCGUAUGUUUUUUCUUAAGAGACCAUAGUGUUACGAGGCGAA
Messenger RNA from Phytophthora nicotianae INRA-310, 1925 nucleotides. RefSeq lists its product as hypothetical. The record is from RefSeq and is a predicted model, not a curated record. Gene Ontology annotation, cellular component: cytoplasm. The transcript has 2 exons. NCBI's taxonomy places the organism in Eukaryota, Oomycota, Peronosporomycetes, Peronosporales, Peronosporaceae. The coding region runs from base 1 to 1866 and encodes 621 amino acids.